AUGUAUGAAAUUCUCCAUCAAAACUUCAAAAAUGGCGACAACUCACGCACUGCAUCCGAAGACUGUGAGCAGCUCAAAAAGGCCUUCAAAGGAUGGGGAACCAAUGAGGACUUAAUCAUAUCCAUCUUGGGGCAUAGAAAUGCCGCUCAAAGAAAGGUAAUCCGACAAACUUAUGCUGAAGCUUAUGGAGAAGAUCUUCUCAAGGAGCUGGAAAAAGAACUUACAAGUGAUUUUGAGAGGAGUACACUGCUUUGGACACUUGAUCCAGCUGAACGCGAUGCAUUUUUGGCCAAUGAAGCAACAAAGAAGUGGACUAAAAGCAAUCAGGUUCUUACUGAAAUAGCCUGCAGUAGGUCUUCACUUGAACGACUCUUGGCAAGGCAGGCUUAUCACUCUCGCUAUAAGAAGUCCCUCAAAGAGGAUGUUGCACAUCACACAACCGGGGACUUUCGCAAGGUCGCAAGGUACCAGUGGCGGAUCCAGGAUUCUCGGGUCUAGGGGUCACAGUGUAAAAGUUUCGAAAUUUU
Molecule: messenger RNA, 527 nt
Organism: Prunus avium (sweet cherry)
Lineage: Eukaryota; Viridiplantae; Streptophyta; Magnoliopsida; Rosales; Rosaceae
Product: annexin Gh1-like
Biological process (GO): response to water deprivation; response to heat; response to salt stress
Cellular component (GO): plasma membrane; cytoplasm
Molecular function (GO): phosphatidylserine binding; calcium ion binding; calcium-dependent phospholipid binding
Source: RefSeq, a predicted model, not a curated record